AUGUUAUCCUGAUGAAAAAGAGUGAGCAAAGUGUUUUCGAUAAGGUUAAAUUGUUCAGUCUCGAGACUAUUAUUAAGCCGAUGAUUAUUGUCACAACAACAUUAACUUAUAUUCUGAUGAUCAUUUGAUUAUCAUUUCUGUUUGGACUUAAUCAAUUUCACCUUUAACUUUGUAUAUCAUUAACAUGAUAACAAUUGAGUGUUAACUGAAUAAAAGUGAUCUCUUUAUCCUGAUCACUAUUUAUCUGUGAAUACAAUCAUUAAACUGCCAUUGGAUUAACUAUCAACCAAUUAAAAGUAAACUUUAUUAAUAAAGAUAAAGUUUUUCUUUUCCAAUUGAUUUUUUUCUUCUUCAUAUUAUCAACUAUAAUUAACUACAAUUAACUGUCUAUGUUCAUCUCUAAUUGAAAGCAUCUCAAUAAUGAGGAACGAGCAACAUUUUCUUGUAUUAGCAAAACAAUCAGUAAAUUGUUUCCACAACUAUUUUCAAUCAAUUAACUAUCGACCAAAAUGAAUAAAAACAUUAAGUCUUAUCAUCAUCAUAAUCAACUUGAAUUUCAACAAUACAAAUUACAGCAACAUGAUAUGUUCAACAAAGACAAUUAUCAUUACAAUCUUAAUGAUAAUUUACUCAUUCACAUCGGAUCAAGUUAAUUGUUUGUGCCCAGUGAAAUGUACUUGUAUUGAUGAAAAGUUAUCAGUUGAUUGUAAGGAGGCAUCGCUUGAUAUAAUACCAUUUACAUUGAAUCCAGGGAUUCGUGAGCUAUUCCUGUCAUUUAAUCAAAUUAAAACAAUCAAGGAAUCGUUCACUUACUACACUAAAUUGUCACUUCUCGAUUUAUCCUCCAACCAAAUCUCAUCUUUACACCGGAAACACUUUAAUAGACAGAAAAAUCUUCAAUUGUUAAUCUUAUCAUCAAAUCGAUUGUCACAUUUAACUAAUGAAUCGUUCGAAGGCCUUGAAUCAUUAAGGCUUCUUAAUUUAGCCGAUAAUCAGUUGACAAUUUUGGCUCCUCGUGUUUUCACUGGAUUAACACACUUGGAGAGACUUGAUCUCUCUCGAAACACAAUUAACCAAAUCAACGACGAAGCAUUUUAUGGACUCAAUGAGCUAAAAUGGUUAAGCUUACGAUCUAAUAGAUUAUCAACAAUCCCCUCGGUCUCUCUUUACUUGGUUCCAAGUUUAGCGACCCUUGACCUCGGUCACAAUAGUUUAAUUAACUUAACUGACCACGGGUUCGCCUCACUUGCUCGUCUAAUUGAUUUACGUCUUGAUUCCUGUUCAAUUGUUACAAUUUCACCUUCAUGGGCUCAUGGUAUGGUUAACUUGAAGAGAUUACAACUAGAUGGAAAUAAUUUACAAUCAAUUGAAUCAAACAUCUUUAAUGAUAUAAACUCAUUAGAGGAAUUAAUUAUUGGUGCAAAUAAAUUUACUACAAUUGAUUCAUUAACUUUCCACUCGCUGGGAAACAGCCUUAUAACCCUUGAUAUAAGAAAUGCAAGGGACUUAAUUAACUUCCAUCCAAAAUCUUUAUUAGGAUUAAUCAGAUUGACACAAUUGACAAUCGAAUAUUGUCCUAAAUUGACAACAUUACCUAGUGAAUUAUUGAAAGAAUCAAGUGAUUCAUUGAGGGAAUUAAGACUUCGAGGUAAUGGAUUAACACAUUUACCUUAUUCACUAUUAACAAGUUGGUCGUCGUUAACAGUAUUCGAUAUCCGUGAUAAUCAAUGGAAUUGUAAUUGUUCAAUUCUCUGGCUUUGGAAGUAUUUAAGGAAAACAAUUAAUCAUAAUAAGAUUGAUGGUAGAAACAAUUUAUCAUCAUCAACAACAUCAUUUAGUGAUUUAAUUUGCUCUUCACCUACAAACUUAAAAGGUAAACUAUUGUCAUCAUUGUCAAUUGAUGAAAUCGAUUGUUAUAAUCCUCACUCAACAAUUGGAACUCUAAUUGUGGGCUCACUAAUAAUUGGCCUUAUAAUGAUAAUUACGAUAACUUUAUUGUUUCUUUGGUGUCGAACUCGUCUUCCUUUAAUAUUAUUGAGACACAAAAAGUUCACCAACAAUUUGACUGAAGAGUUUGUCUAUGAGAAGGGUCGAUUCAUUGAGAGCCAAGUCAUGUUCCCCCCAUCAUCUUCAUCUUCAUCUUCAUCAUCACCUUAUCAUCCUCACCUUCAACAGUAUCAACAUCACCAUCAUCAUCAACAAUCACAUCAAUCUCAUCUCUCUCAUCUUCGCCAUCAUCCUCAUCAUCUCCACGCCCAACAGCAACAUUAUCAUUCAACAUCAUCACCUUAUCAUCAUUCAAAUCAUCCAUCUUCCAGUCUCAUUAUUAUACAAUCACCAUCAAAAAUGGGUCCCAUAAGCCAAGUGUAAGACUAAGACAAUGACAGUUAUCAUCCUCAUCUUUUCAUCAUGAAAAAAACUGAAUCUUUUUUUCAUGCUAAAAAAGUUGUGUCGUUUUUGUACCUUCAAGAUUUAGCAAUGAAUGAAAGUUAAUUGCUUGUAAAUCAGAGCAAAUCAAUGGCCAAAUCAUUUGCAAAUCUAAUUGUGUUAAUAAUCAUUUUUGGUACAAAUUAAUUUUCUUAUUUCAAGACCUGUAAAAGGAAAGAUAAUAAGUGGAUGCGGAUUAAAAGAUUAAAAGGAUUAAAGAAUUGAUUGUGAUGAUUUAAUAGUAAUCAUCUUAAUCUAAACUAUGCAAAGAAAUUGAAACCGGAAACAGUUACUGAUAUUUACUGAAAAAUAACAAAAAAUGUAAAGAUAAUAUUUUAUCUUAAAUCAAUAACUUAUUGAUUAUAAUCAAUUGGCAGGGUAUAAAUACAAGUUACACAACUAAUGGUGAAAGUAAAAGUUUAUUAAUUGUAAAUAAUUAACGAUAAUCAACAAUUGAUUGUAUUUAUUAUCGUUCAAAGUAACAUGAUAAACAAGAACAGUAAAAACAAACCAACUUUUGUAAUAAAAGCAUCAAUUAAAUUACAAUUAAAACUCCAAAGGAAAAAAACUCGACAACAAAUCAUUAAGUCCCAUUAAUCAUUAUAAUUUGAUAAUAAAUAAUUCUGAGGUGAAAACUUGAUAGAGAGAGAGAGAAAGAAUCGUUAAUAUUUGAUCAUGAUAACCAUCAAUAUAUCCACAUGAUUAUCUAUUGAAUUAAUGGUUAUCGAUGAAAAAGCAAAGAUGUAAAUGAUAAUCAGGAUAAAAAGUAAUAACCAACUGAAUCAAUGGAAUAACAUUUCCGGUUAUCAUGAGAAUUUAUCUCAUUCGAAUCCAGAACUUUUCCAUGUUGAUGAUAAUCUACCAAUAGAGUGAAAAGGUAAGUCCA
Molecule: messenger RNA, 3313 nt
Organism: Panonychus citri (citrus red mite)
Lineage: Eukaryota; Metazoa; Arthropoda; Arachnida; Trombidiformes; Tetranychidae
Product: leucine-rich repeat-containing protein 15-like
Exons: 2
Coding region: 580-2370 (596 amino acids)
Cellular component (GO): extracellular matrix
Molecular function (GO): protein binding
Source: RefSeq, a predicted model, not a curated record